Molecule: messenger RNA, 1197 nt
Organism: Penaeus chinensis
Lineage: Eukaryota; Metazoa; Arthropoda; Malacostraca; Decapoda; Penaeidae
Product: ficolin-2-like
Exons: 9
Coding region: 54-974 (306 amino acids)
Source: RefSeq, a predicted model, not a curated record
CUGCAUUUCUUGAUCGAGGCAUAAUUUUAGUGAUUGCAGAAUCUGUAAGACAGAUGGGCAUCCAGUCCGCUAGCAUGAUGAAGACUGCGUGGGCGAUCAUUCUUGUGUCCGUUGCUCUCCAAGUGGCUGUCGGAUCGCGCCUUCAGCCAGCCGAUGGAAAGAAUGAACAAGCGAAGCUCGAGAAGCGUCACCUUGCAGAGGAAAACGUGAGAGCCAGGCAGGCGAUGACCAGAUUAGAGACAACUGAAUCUCCACUUGAACCAUAUCUUCAAUCGAGACCCGUCGACUGCGCGGAUCACUUGCUUAUGGGGAGCACGACCAGCGGAGUCUACGAGAUCUACCCCUUUUCGUGCUCAUGCAGCGAGCCCGUGAGGGUGUGGUGUGACAUGGAGACCGACGGCGGCGGAUGGACCGUCUUCAUGGCCAGGCAGAGGCAGACGCCCCAGGUGAACUUCAACCGGUCCUGGACGGAGUAUAGGACAGGCUUUGGCGACGCUGAGGGAGAGUUCUGGCUCGGAAAUGAAAUGCUGCACAGGAUUACCGCGAGCAGGAAGUAUUCCCUCCGUGUGGACUUCACUCUCUCGAACCAGAUUCAGCAGUUCGCCGAGUGGGAAGAAUUCAGGCUCCUCGAUGAAAGGAACAAGUACAAAAUGGAUCUGGACAUUUAUUUGUCAUCGAGUACAGCAUAUUCAAGUUGUCUAAGUUAUAUGGGUAAUCGGUUCUUUACUACAUACGACCGUGACUACGAUUAUAGUUCAGGAAAUUGCGCUGCUACAAUCGGCGGGGGCUGGUGGACCUACAAUUGCCGCUACAUGCACCUAACAGGCAUCUACGAGCAAGGCCUGAACGUCACCUGCAGCAGCCAGCGCUUGCAAAUCUCUCACGCACAGAUGAAGAUUCGCCCCGCCAUCUGCAGUGAACCGUUCAAGAGAAUUUCGUUGAACAAUUACCAGUGCGGGAAGACGUGUGUCUAGGCGUGGAGAGGACCCCUUUGCCUGAACAACUGAAGGAUUUUCUUAGCGGAAACGUUUUAGCUGUAUCUGCGAACUUAUGUAACCUUCGGCAAUGUUUGACUCAAAAUUUGACUCAAAAUGUGAUUCAGAAGCAUCCUUAGAAGUAGAGAAAGAAAGAAAAGUUUAUAAUCUAAAUUCUAAAUUCUGUCGUUCAGUCUGAGUAAUAAAAUUGGCUUAGAAUAUA